AGGCGGCGUUCGUCGCUCCAGCUGCGAGUCCGCCCGCCGCCCGCCGCCGCCGGCUCGGUCCCUCGCCCGCCGCCCGCCGCCCGCCUUCGCCCGCCAUGGCCCGCCUAACGGAGAGCGAGGCGCGCCGGCAGCAGCAGCAGCUCCUGCAGCCGCGUCCCUCGCCUGUGGGCAGCAGCGGGCCCGAGCCCCCUGGGGGGCAGCCCGACGGCAUGAAGGACCUGGACGCCAUCAAGCUCUUCGUGGGCCAGAUCCCACGCAACCUGGACGAGAAGGACCUUAAGCCGCUCUUCGAGCAGUUCGGCCGCAUCUAUGAGCUCACGGUGCUCAAAGACCCCUACACGGGCAUGCACAAAGGCUGUGCCUUUCUCACCUACUGUGCCAGGGACUCUGCCAUCAAAGCUCAGACUGCCCUGCACGAACAGAAGACCUUGCCUGGGAUGGCACGGCCAAUCCAGGUGAAGCCUGCGGACAGCGAAAGCCGCGGAGGUAGGGACCGGAAGCUGUUUGUAGGGAUGCUGAACAAGCAGCAGUCGGAGGAGGACGUGCUGCGACUGUUCCAGCCCUUCGGGGUCAUCGACGAGUGCACGGUGCUCCGGGGACCUGAUGGCAGCAGCAAAGGCUGUGCCUUUGUGAAGUUCUCCUCCCACACGGAGGCUCAGGCGGCCAUCCACGCCCUGCAUGGCAGCCAGACCAUGCCGGGCGCCUCCUCCAGCCUGGUGGUCAAGUUUGCCGACACUGACAAGGAGCGAACACUACGACGCAUGCAGCAGAUGGUGGGCCAGCUGGGCAUCCUGACGCCGUCCCUCACCCUGCCCUUCAGCCCCUACAGCGCCUAUGCCCAGGCUCUCAUGCAGCAGCAGACAACGGUCCUGUCCACCUCGGGCAGCUACCUGAGCCCUGGCGUGGCCUUCUCACCCUGCCACAUCCAGCAGAUCGGCGCUGUUAGCCUUAAUGGGCUGCCUGCCACGCCCAUCACCCCUGCCUCUGGACUGCACUCACCCCCACUGCUCAGCACUGCCGCUGUGCCCAGCCUCGUGGCUCCCAUCACCAAUGGCUUCACAGGUGUUGUGCCCUUCCCUGGUGGGCACCCUGCCCUAGAGACUGUAUAUGCCAAUGGCAUCGUGCCCUACCCAGCUCAGAGCCCGACCAUGGCCGAGACCCUCCAUCCUGCCUUCUCGGGAGUCCAACAGUACACAGCCCCGCCCCACCCACUUCGGCGCCCACCGACCUCACGCCCACCUCCACUCCCGGUCUCUGCAGCCAUGUACCCCACCGCGGCCAUCACGCCCAUCGCGCACAGCGUCCCCCAGCCGCCGCCCCUCCUGCAGCAGCAGCAGCGAGAAGGUCCCGAAGGCUGUAACCUGUUUAUCUACCACCUCCCCCAGGAGUUUGGAGACACGGAGCUGACGCAGAUGUUCCUGCCCUUCGGCAAUAUCAUCUCCUCCAAGGUGUUUAUGGAUCGGGCCACCAACCAGAGCAAAUGUUUUGGCUUCGUGAGCUUUGACAACCCAGCCAGCGCGCAGACCGCCAUCCAGGCCAUGAAUGGCUUUCAGAUCGGCAUGAAGAGGCUGAAGGUGCAGCUGAAACGGCCCAGGGACCCGGGACACCCCUACUGACUGCCCACAGCCGCCCAGGCUGCGGGCUUGGCCCAGGUGAGCCGCCAGGCGGCCCCGCCCAUCCCAACCCUGCCCUCCCCAUCUUGUCCGCACCCCUCCCUGUUCUCCAAACCCUCCCCAGGCUGGGGGGUGCUGAAAGAGGCUAUAGGAGCCCCCAGGUUGGAUUGGUGGGGGAAGCUAAAUGAAGACACCCUAAUUCCUGCCGUGGAUGGGAGGGUGGGAUUGGGGUGGGGAGGUGCAGGAAGCCAGUGCUCACCAAGGGUGGUUAGUGAUCCUUCCUGGAGGAGGCUUUGAAAGAUGAAUACAAGUUUGCCGGGUUUGGUCUGGGGUGGGGUGUAUUGUGGGGAGGGCUUUUGUCCUGUCCUAUGACUCUCCCAGCUGGGCCCCUCUCAUAGCUCCUUAUUUGGUAUAAUUCAUACCCAGUGGGUUGAUAGGAAAGUGUGACUUUGCCCCUCCCACUGGCAUGCCAGGAAAAAAAUGUCCCCCCAAACAAAUUCCCAAGAGUGUAUUUUGCCAUCAGAGUGAACAACUUUAUCAACAAAUAAUCACCUUCUCUGAGGAAUGAACAGUGAGCCUAAGGGGCCAAUGAGGAAACUACUGACCUCAAGCCUCCGUGAGCUUCAUCUGUGAAAUGGGCUCAUAAAAGUCACCUCCCCCAGAGGCAGCAGGGAGGACUCACACAGGGAAUAUGGUAUUUUCCCAGCUGAGCCCAAGACCUACCACCUGGAAAGCUCUCAAUAAUUCCUUUUGGGUUUUUUUUCUAUCUUAAUCACCAGUGCCGCCGUCAUCAGAGAGCCUCGCCUGGGGCCUGGUGCAAAGUAGGUGCUCAGUUGGGGGCUGGUGAUACUUUUCAGACCCUGUCAGGUCAGCACCCACAGAUCUGAGGGUGUGCAGUCAGAGUCCUACAUCUUGGAGCACGCAUUUGGAAGUCCACCACCUGAAAGCCAACUCACAGGCAAUCCACACAGUUUUAACACGCUGAGACAGCACAUCCUUCCUGAGCACCUACUAUGCGCUAGGCACUGUUUCCAGCACUUGGGGAUCCAGCUGCGAAUGAACAGAAAUGGGGUGGAUGGGGGGCUGUGGAGGGGGAGAAACUGCUAUCCUGGGGCUUCAGUGGCAGGCAGCAGGGGAGAGGAGACACAAACAGGAAUAUUUGACCCCAAUCACCAGAUGAGGACACAGGCUUUGUGACCCUAAAUCCGUUCCAAGCCAGGUUUGUCAGCCUCCAAACCCCCAAGUGGAUUAUUUCUGAAAAGAUUAGGGGCUUUGGGGUCCCAGACCCCAGCCUGGCCAGGGCAAUGGGGCGGGUGGAAGGUGAAGUCAUCUGCCUAUGUGCCUCCCUUUGGCGCACCCUAACGCCCCUCCCUUCUCCGCCAGGUGAGGGGCCUUCCCACCCCAGGAGGGUUUCCCGCUUCCAACCGACCCAGGACUUUUCCGUAAAUUACAACCAAGUUUGGACACCAGCCCUCCCUCUCCUCUCCUGUCUCCCCUUGGCCCCUUCCCCCAAAUGUGAACUGCUACCGAAGGGGUGAGGGGUGGGGGAGCUCCUAAGUUGGGGGCCAAGGGGUUCACUGCCACCUCCUGGGAGAUUUCCUUGCUCCCCCCACACACACAACCUUGGUGGCUUCUCCAAACUAAAUCACAACUUUUCCUAUAUAUAUAUAUAUGCAUAUAUAUAUAGAGCUAUAGACAGUAUAUAUAUUUUUUGAGUAUAGAUCAUGGGACCAAACUUUUCCGACUUCCUUCCAUCCAAGAGAAGGUGACCCUGGGCGGGUCACUCAGCAGGGACAUAAGAAGGGCUGAGGCUGGCCGGGCAGCCCGGUGUCUCCCCCGCUCCUGGCUGUCAUGUCAGACCAGGGUGCCGGAGAAACACUGGGAGUCAUCAGCCAACCAAUAUACCUCCAGGACUUUGGCCGUCGAUUCUCAUGGGCCUGUGGGCUCAGCCGGCUUGAGUGUCCCUGCUCCUAGCUGCAGCUUCCAGAACCCCCCAACCCCAACCCCCUCCCUGUCCCAGGGCCUUGCCUUCCCAGGCACAGAAGAGAUACCCUGGCCUCCCCUAGCCUUUCCCCGCCCAAGUCAUAGCCUUACUCAUGUGACCAAUAGCCCUUAGCUUUCCGUCUGGGGCAGACAGGGUGGGGGAGCCCCCACCCCUUGCACCCCCUCCCAAGGGCAGGCAGCCAAACCUCCCUGCCUUCGGAUCACCAGCCUGGAAUUCACGAUCUCAUGACCAAGAUCGCCACGCUCGUUGGACAAGCCCAACCUGCACUGGCCAAGCACCCCUUUGCCGAAGAUACCUCUUCAAAGAAUUUUUUUUUUAAUGUUGGUCUUUCUGAGCAGGUACAAGAAGAAAAGAGAAAAAAAUAGGGGAAAAAAAUCAAACGAGAAUGGAUUUUUGUUUCCUAGCUGGGGCGGGGAGGGAGACCUUGUGGGGUGUCUGUGUAUAGCUACCCAAACCGUGAAAACCCACCUUGAAGCACAGAGUCAAGUUUGUUUGGACGUCCACUGGGGCCUCUCGCCAAAUGAGGCACCAAAGAACUUAAUAAGCUAAAAGAAAAAAAAAUUUUUAAGAGAAAAAAAAACAGCAUUCCCUUUUGUUUCUACCAAAAUGUGUUGACCGACCCAGAAAAAAAAAAAGAAGAAAAAAAACACUCAUAGCAAAAAAAAAAAAAAAAAAAAAAAAAAAAAAAAAAAAAAAAAGAAAAGCAAAAAAAUUCUUCUGACCAACUUGUUUCAAUAAUUGUUCUGAGACACUCUCUAGUGUGCCUGUGUCCCAUGCGUCUGCGUGUGCAAGCGUGUGCUCAGGGGCCAAGAGGGGGCCUCGUCUGUGUCCCCAGCACCCGCCAAGCUCUGGCCAGGUGGGGCGUGCAGUGGCGUGUGUCCUUUUGGUCCAUUGGUCCAUGUUUACUGGCUGUAAAUACCAUUUUUAUACUCCACAUUGAAGAUCUACGUGAUUUGUACAAUGUACUUUAUUUCUGCUACAAGUAAUUUCAUGAAGUUUCAACUUGCAAACCAACUUUUGGAAACAAACCGCCACACAACACACAUACACACACACACACACACACACACACACACACACACAAAAGAAAGACAAGAAAAGGACUUAGAAGAAACUUUGGGUUUACUUGGUUUGAAUUUCGUGGCUGGAGAGGGCCUUGUCACUGUGGCAUGUUUCAGGUGAGAAGCUGCAAGCAUCAUCUUUAUGUCCAAAAUGCCUCUCUUUGGUCUGGAGAAACUGAAAGUUUAUUUAAUAAAAGUUUUACUUGCUAAA
Molecule: messenger RNA, 4890 nt
Organism: Hipposideros armiger (great roundleaf bat)
Lineage: Eukaryota; Metazoa; Chordata; Mammalia; Chiroptera; Hipposideridae
Gene: CELF5
Product: CUGBP Elav-like family member 5
Exons: 12
Coding region: 96-1616 (506 amino acids)
Molecular function (GO): RNA binding
Source: RefSeq, a predicted model, not a curated record